Cryptomeria japonica (Japanese cedar) is the source of this 501-nucleotide messenger RNA. RefSeq lists its product as uncharacterized. The coding region runs from base 1 to 501 and encodes 166 amino acids. NCBI's taxonomy places the organism in Eukaryota, Viridiplantae, Streptophyta, Pinopsida, Cupressales, Cupressaceae. The record is from RefSeq and is a predicted model, not a curated record. The transcript is spliced from 2 exons.
AUGAGUGAAUUUCGUCAAUGGUGGGUUGGAUUUGAUGCAGGGCCUGUGGGAGGUGGGAUUGAUGGUGCUGCUGGUAGGAUUAUUGGUGUUGUGGAUGUUGCUACUGGGAGUAUUGGUGUUGUUGAUGUUGUUGUUGUUACCGAUGGAAUUAUCAAUGUUGUUGAUGUUGUCACUGCUACAGAUGGGAUUAUUGUUGUUGUGGGUGCUAUUGUUGGGAUUAUUGUUGUUGUGGGUGUUGCUGGUGCUACUACUGCUAUUUUCAGUUUGGUAGGUGCGAUUGGUACAACUGCUGGGAGUAUUGGUGUUGUUGGUGCUACUGUCAAGGUUAUUGUUGCGGUGGGUGUUGUUGGUGUGAUUGAUGUCGAUAAUGGGAUCGUCGGCAUUGUUGGUACUGCUGGGGUGAUUGAUGUUGUUGAUUUGAUGAUUAGUUUUGUUGGUGUAGAUGGUGUUGUUGGUGCCGCAGAUAUAAUCAAGGAUGUCCUCCUUGGAGUAACUAUUUGA